Molecule: messenger RNA, 759 nt
Organism: Acyrthosiphon pisum (pea aphid)
Lineage: Eukaryota; Metazoa; Arthropoda; Insecta; Hemiptera; Aphididae
Product: protein ALP1-like
Exons: 1
Coding region: 1-759 (252 amino acids)
Source: RefSeq, a predicted model, not a curated record
AUGGCAGAGCCUAAGUGUGAACAGUGGAUAGGCAUAGCACAUAAAUAUUAUGAAAAAACUCAAUUUCCUAACUGUAUAGGGGCUGUUGAUGGGAAACAUAUAAGAUGUGUCAACCCUAAAAACUCUGGAUCAAUAUUUUUCAAUUACAAAAAAUAUUUUUCUAUAGUUCUCAUGGCAAUUGUAGACUCAGAAUAUUGUUUUAUUUCUAUUGAUGUCGGGGCAUAUGGAAGAGAAGGAGAUUCAACUGUUUUCAAAGAAAGUCCAUUUGGAAAGAAAUUAUAUGCUGAACAACUUGGUCUUCCAGAGCCAAUUUGUUUACCAAACACAUAUGACAAUCCUCAACCUUUUGUACUUGUUGCUGACGAGGCAUUUGGACUACAUAAAAACCUACUUAGACCAUUUCCAGGACGUGGACUGGACCAAAAAAAAAGAACUUUCAACUAUAGAUUGUCAAGGGCACGGAGAUACGUUGAAUGUACGUUUGGAAUUUUGGCCAAUAAAUGGAGGGUUCUGCACACAGCAAUCAAUGUUGAACCUGAUUUUGGAGAUGUAAUUGUAAAAGCUUGUUGUGUACUUCACAAUUUUGUCAGGAGACGAGAUGGAUAUAAAUUUGAGGACACACUAUCUAAUACUUUAGAGGAAAUUGCAGUGAACAGAAAUGGAGUUGGGGCUCGUUCCCAAGGUAUUGAUGUUCGUAGCUACUUUUCAGAUUAUUUUAUGGAUGCAGGAUCUGUACCAUUUCAGUACCGGUUUGGAUAA